AUGCCGCUGGAAGCGACGAUGCUGGUGCUCGACAACUCCGAGUGGAUGCGGAACGGUGACUAUACACCGAGCCGCUGGGACUCUCAGUCAGAUGCCGUCAAUGUGCUCUUUGACGCCAAAACGAAUGCGCACCCCGAAAACAUGAUCGGCGUCCUGACCAUGGCCGGCAAGAGCCCUGCCGUGCUCGCCACGCUGACUCAGGACAUCAGUAAGGUGUUUGCUGGUAUCCACAGUAGUAAGCUAUCUGGCCGCAUUGGCCUCGCCACAGGCAUCAAUGUCGCGCAGCUGGCCCUCAAGCACCGCCAGAACAAGAACCAGCGCCAGCGCAUCAUUGCGUUCGUUGGAUCGCCUGUGGCAGACUCGGAAGAGACGCUUGUGCAGCUCGCUAAAAAGCUGAAGAAAAACAAUGUUGCCGUGGACAUUAUCAGCUUUGGCGAGCACGAACAAAACGGCGCCAAGCUCCACAAGUUGAUUGAGACUGUGAACAGCCACGACAACAGCCACCUCGUCACUGUGCCUGCCGAUGCGGGCCCCCUGUCAGAUACCCUGCUUUCAUCUCAGAUCGUGCUGGAUGGUGACGAUGACCAGGCCGGUCCGUCAGGCUCGUCAGGACCAGCCAGCCGCUUCCAGUUUGGCGUCGAUCCCAACGCCGACCCUGAAUUGGCUCUAGCCUUGCGUCUGUCCCUUGAGGAAGAGCAGGCGCGACAACGGCAGACCCAAGAAAAUGAAGGUGGCGCACAGGAGCAGCAGCCACCCACGGCCCCAGAAACACAGCAUCCUGCGGAAGGCGCUACAGGAUCACUCGUGCCCAUCGAUGCGCCGCCCCUAAGCGGAACCUCUGGCCUUGAUACAGACAUGGCACGCCAGGCUGACCACGACGACAAGUUACUCAAGCAAGCUCUGGCUCUAUCACAACAGCUCGCGUCCAAAGAAGAGGAGGAUGCUCCCAUGGAGUCGAGUGAAGCCAGCUCGCAGCGCGCCACUGUGGCAGGUCUCCAUGAAGGAGAUCAAGACGAGGAAAUGACUGAAGAAGAGGCCAUUGCGCGUGCCAUUGAGAUGAGCAUGAUGGAUUCACACAAGUCAUAA
Messenger RNA from Malassezia restricta, 1086 nucleotides. RefSeq names its product 26S proteasome regulatory subunit N10. The record is from RefSeq and is a predicted model, not a curated record. Gene Ontology annotation, molecular function: polyubiquitin modification-dependent protein binding. Gene Ontology annotation, biological process: proteasome-mediated ubiquitin-dependent protein catabolic process. Gene Ontology annotation, cellular component: cytosol; proteasome regulatory particle, base subcomplex; nucleus. NCBI's taxonomy places the organism in Eukaryota, Fungi, Basidiomycota, Malasseziomycetes, Malasseziales, Malasseziaceae. The coding region runs from base 1 to 1086 and encodes 361 amino acids. The transcript has a single exon.